AUGAAACUGACCUAUAAACAGGAAGUGAAACUGGUUAAUGUAUAUGCUCUGUCCAAGCAGAGUGAAGUGGAAAAGUCCUCUGGAAUACCUGAAAAAGCACCAGCUGGUCAGCUUCCUCGCUCUGUGGAUAUUAUUACUUAUGAUGAUCUGGUGAAUAUAUGUAAACCUGGAGACAGAGUUCAGGUAAUGUGAAUAUAUUACUGCCUCCCAUCCAAGAAAGGAAACUUCACCUCUGGCACAUUUAGGACAAUAAUUCUGGCUAAUAAUAUCAAAACUGAUGAGCAAAGAAAUAGCACAAUAUUCUCAGCUGAUGGUGUGGCAAAGAUCAAGCAAUUCUGCAAAGCUCAAACUAAAGAUAUCUUUGACCAUUUAAGCAAGUCUUUAGCACCAAGCAUUCAUGGCCAUGAGUAUAUUAAAAAAGCCAUUUUGUGUAUGCUACUUGGAAGUAAUGAGAAAGUUCUCAACAAUGGGACACGCAUUAGAGGAGACAUCAAUAUCUUAUUAAUAGGUCUUGGAGAACCAGAAAAAACAGAAAAGUACAUGAAGAGAACGUGGAUGAGGGGUCAAGCCAAGAAGCGCUUAGUCAAUAUGGCAUCAGAUAAAACCAAAGCAAAUAACAACAAAAAGCCCUAG
Messenger RNA from Terrapene triunguis (Three-toed box turtle), 633 nucleotides. RefSeq names its product maternal DNA replication licensing factor mcm3-like. NCBI's taxonomy places the organism in Eukaryota, Metazoa, Chordata, Testudines, Emydidae. Gene Ontology annotation, cellular component: MCM complex; nucleus. Gene Ontology annotation, biological process: DNA strand elongation involved in DNA replication; mitotic DNA replication initiation; double-strand break repair via break-induced replication. The record is from RefSeq and is a predicted model, not a curated record. Gene Ontology annotation, molecular function: single-stranded DNA binding; single-stranded DNA helicase activity; ATP binding. The transcript has 5 exons.